Molecule: messenger RNA, 477 nt
Organism: Penicillium coprophilum
Lineage: Eukaryota; Fungi; Ascomycota; Eurotiomycetes; Eurotiales; Aspergillaceae
Product: DNA/RNA-binding domain E.t1.c1-type
Exons: 2
Coding region: 1-477 (158 amino acids)
Source: RefSeq, a predicted model, not a curated record
AUGAUCUGGUUGCAUGUAACAGAUCUUGAUAGAUGUCUCUCCAUCCAUAUUGAAUUCUCCUUCUCCCUAGUUGCGUUUUCCAUCUUCAUUGCGAGCAGGUGUUUUCUCGGCGCCUUUUUUUCCCAUGCCGAACUCCCGUAUACGAAUAUAUAUCCGAGCAUCCGCAUCUCUACGGAAUUUUUGUGUCUCACACUCAAAUCAGCCGCUAAACAAGGACUAAAACUGUUGACUUUGUGGUCGUUACUUACAACUUAUCUGAACAUCUUGUUUGAUUCCCACGUGCUCAUUUCAAAGCUCAAGUGUGAAUCAUUCCCACUUCUUGAGAUAAUAACCUAUUGUUACGCACUAACUAACUGGUCACGGUUAGAUUGGACGGUUCAGGGUAUAGUUACCUUAAUACGCCUCGGGUUCUCCAACGUCAACGAUACGUCUGUCGUCACUGAGCUGUUGCCUACCGUAGGCCUUACUGCAGCCUAA